This is a messenger RNA of Chlorella variabilis, 2025 nucleotides long. RefSeq lists its product as hypothetical. Bases 1 to 2025 code for a protein of 674 amino acids. The record is from RefSeq and is a predicted model, not a curated record. The transcript is spliced from 5 exons. NCBI's taxonomy places the organism in Eukaryota, Viridiplantae, Chlorophyta, Trebouxiophyceae, Chlorellales, Chlorellaceae.
AUGGACUCCGGCAAGCUGCAGGUGCAGGUGCGCAGCCUGACGCGCGACGUGGGCGCGCUGCGCGAGGCGCUGCGGCAGGAGGAGAAGAAGCGGGAGCGGCUGGCGGCGCACGCCAAGGCGAGCGAUGCGGUGGCGCAGGGCGCUCGAGCCGAGCUCAAGCAGCUCACCUACGUCAACACCAAGCUGGAGGCCGAGCUGCGCACGGUGAAGGAGCGGGGCGAGGCGGCGGCUGCCAAGAGCCGCGGCGGCCUGGAGGCCGUGCGGGGUCGCCUGGCUGAAGUGGAGCGCUCGGUGCACCAGCGGUCGGUGGAGGCGCACCGCCAGGUGCAGCGCCUGCACAGCCUGGUGCAGGACCUGCAGGCAGCCGCCAUGCCGCUGGCGAUAGCCUCCGCUGCAGGGGCGGCUGGCCCGCACGCCGCGCCCCCACCGGCCCUUAAAACGCCACUGCCCGGCGGCCGCAAUGCGGCACAGCGAGGCGCGACGCCUGAACACCUGCACCGCCAGUUCUCUUCCGUCUUCAGCGGCCUGUCGCAGCUGGCGGCGCUGUUCUCUGGCAGCGGCGGCGCGGACGGCGGCGGCGCCGCGGCUCCCAUGCUGCUCACCGCGCCCGACGGCAGCACCAGGUCUGUGCGGUGGCAGGACCAGAGCAGCAGCGCAGCAGCCAGCGCCGGCCCCAGGCCCGUGCUGUCAACCGGUGCCAGCAGCAGCCUGGGCGGCAGCCACCCCACCGCAGCCAACCCGCCAGCCCCCAGCGCGGAUGCCGAUAAGGAGCGGCUCUCGGCAGAGGUGCGGCGCCUGCGGGCAGCGCUGGCUGAGGCACGGCAGCGGGCGGCGGCAGCAGAGGCCAGCAGCAGCGCCGCCGCCGCGGCCGGUGCGGGCGGUACGGGGCGCGUGGAGGCGGCCAUGCGGCAGCUGGAUGCGGUGAUUCCGCAGUACCGUGCCGCAGCGCACUCCCUCAAGGGCCAGGUGGACCUGCUCAAGGAGAAGCUGGCGGCGGCGGUACGGGAGCGUGCGGCGGUGGCCAGGUGGCAGGGCAUGGCGGCGCAGCACGAGGCGGCGUUUGCCGAGGCGGCAGCCAAGCUGCGCACGCGCGAAGCGCAGUCGCUGGCGGCCAGCACGGAGGUGCAGAGCCAGGCCGACCGGCUGCAGAGCGAUGUGGAGGGGCUGCGGCGGCGGUGCGCUGAGCUGGCGGCGCGCCUGCGGGAGUCGCAGCAGGCGGGGGCGCAGCUACAGGCGUCCCUGGCUGCCAAGGAGCAGCUGACCGCUGCCCAGCAGCAGACGAUCCAGCAGCUGGAGGCCACGAUCCAGGAGCAGCAGGCAGACAUCCGAUCCGCCCUGGACCUGGUCAGCAGUCGCCCCGGGAGGGGAGCGGGAGCAGGGAUUCUGGGUGAGGGGGAGGCUGGAGCUGACGUGUAUCCUGCCUAUGGCGGACUGGAGUUUGCCGAUGGGGAGACCGGGCUUGGAGCUGGGUACUUUGCCAGCGGCGACGGCUGGGAGGAGGCUCCGCCGCCGCCUGGGCAGGCUGGCGCCGCCGCCGUCAGCGGCGACUGCGCCAGCUGGCAGGCCGACGUCUGUGGCGGCGACUUUGGCAGCGCCAGCGGGCGGCUGUCGUCGCUGCUGGAUGCUGCCACAGCCGCUGCGGAUGCGGCCGCAGCCUGGGUGGGCGGCUAUGGUGAUGGAGGGACAGCAGCAGCAGCACCCAUGCCUGGGCCUGAUGCCUGGCCAGAGGAAGAAUACUACGGCAGCAGCGAGGCAGGUUGGACCAUACCGGCAGCAGGCAGCACCGACAGCUGGCCCCCACCCAGCGACUACUGCAGCCCACAGCGCGCAGCAGGCACGCACGCCUCGCCGUCCAAGCAAGCAGCAGCGGCAGGGCAGCCGCAGCGGCACUGCAAGGGGCACCAGCCAUCUGCCACGCACUCGUUGCCGUGCAGCCCGCCAGUCCCUGGCCUGGCGUCUGUUGAAGCCGACAUUGCCGGGCUCGAGGCAGCGUUACGCACUGCUCUGGGCGGCAUGCGUGUGUGA